Scheffersomyces amazonensis is the source of this 1162-nucleotide messenger RNA. It is a transcript of the gene YMC2, whose product is annotated as Ymc2p. Gene Ontology annotation, molecular function: L-ornithine transmembrane transporter activity. The record is from RefSeq and is a predicted model, not a curated record. The transcript has a single exon. Gene Ontology annotation, cellular component: mitochondrion. NCBI's taxonomy places the organism in Eukaryota, Fungi, Ascomycota, Pichiomycetes, Serinales, Debaryomycetaceae. Bases 155 to 1063 code for a protein of 302 amino acids. Gene Ontology annotation, biological process: mitochondrial L-ornithine transmembrane transport.
ACAAAUUAGGUAGAUAAUUGAAUUAUUAGGCGGGUAAUCAUUCCGAAUUGAACCACUGAGAAUUUUCAAAAUUAAACCUUGACUGAAUCUGGAUCAGUAUUUAUUUCAUCACUAGUAUCAUUAACAUUAUAUACUAACCUCCCCACACGGCAUAAUGAGUGAUACUAUUGAAAUUGAAAAUCACCAGAAGGCAGUUGAUAAUUCUUUACUCAGAAAGGCUAAAGAUAUAGCUGCUGGAUUUAUAGGAGGGGCCACACAAGUAUUAAUUGGUCAACCAGCAGAUUUAGUUAAAAUCAGAUUACAAACUUCUAAUGAAACAUCAUCAGUAUCAAUUAUAAAGCAUGUUAUUAAGAAUGAAGGAUUAUUAGCAUUUUAUAAGGGAACCUUACCACCAUUAUUUGGAGUUGGAGUAUGUGUAUCCUUACAAUUCUAUGGAUUUCAUGAAGCCAGGCGACAACUUUUAACCUAUAACAAUACUAAAGAUCUUAAUCUUUGGCCACAAACUUAUAUUGCUGGGGCAGUUGCAGGGAUUGUAAAUACGCCUGUGGCAGGACCAAUUGAACAAUUACGUAUUUUAAGUCAAUCAAAUACAUCUACUCAAAAGAAUGCUUUACUUGAUACAGUUAAAACUAUUUAUCAAAAGGAAGGAGUUAAAAAUGGGAUAUUCCGUGGUUUUAGUAUCACAUUAUUAAGAGAAAUUCAAGCUUAUGGAGUAUGGUUUUUAACUUAUGAGACUUUAAUUCAACAAGUAAUAGAUUUACAACAUUAUAAGUCUAGAGAUCAAAUAAGUACACCUGAAUUAUUGAUCAGUGGAGCCUUAGCUGGAAAUGCUCUUUGGUUAUCAUCAUAUCCAAUUGAUGUAAUUAAAUCCAAUAUUCAAAGUGAUAAAUUUGGAUCUGAAAGUAAAUUUAAUGGACAAAUUCUUAAGGCAACUAAAUAUAUAUAUAGAAAUCAUGGAUGGAAAGGAUUCUGGAGAGGUAUUGUUCCAUGUUUAUUAAGAGCUGUACCAUGUAGUGCUGGUACAUUUGCCAGUGUUGAACUUGCGUUAAGAUUAAUGGGUUAGUUAUAAUAAAAAUCAUUAUAUUUAGACUCUCAUAAUUGAUCUUAUAUAUAGAUAUAGAUAUAUAUAUAUUCUUAUAGACUUGAAUAUAUCAGUACAACU